Messenger RNA from Acanthaster planci (crown-of-thorns starfish), 2605 nucleotides. It is a transcript of the gene armt1, whose product is annotated as acidic residue methyltransferase 1. Gene Ontology annotation, molecular function: phosphatase activity. Gene Ontology annotation, biological process: DNA damage response. The record is from RefSeq and is a predicted model, not a curated record. NCBI's taxonomy places the organism in Eukaryota, Metazoa, Echinodermata, Asteroidea, Valvatida, Acanthasteridae. Gene Ontology annotation, cellular component: nucleus.
AAUAACAAGGAAUCGACUCCAUGCCACAGUUCGAAAUGACGUCCACCAAGUGUAGUGACACGCUUCCGCCGAGACUUUCAGCUAAAUAUGAAGGGUCUUUUGCAUACUUUACCAUCAGGGAUCGUCUUCCUGUCAUCCUUACCAAGGUGAUAGACACUCUCUACACCUACCGCAUCAAGGCAGCCCAACAGUAUGGAGAGGAAGGAGCAGCUGACUGUAAGUCCAUCGUCUCAAGCCUGGCCAAGUUCCGUAAUGAGCUGCAGACGGACAAGCCAGUUCUUCCUCUGGAGAGCAAUGAGGGCGCCGACAGCCAGAUAUGGCAACGCUACUUGGAGGAGGAGACUCAGAGGAAUGGGGGGCGUCCUCCAAGCUGGUUCCAAUCCCCCUGGCUUUAUGUGGAAUGCUAUAUGUAUCGUAGGAUCGUAGAAUCUAUUCGACUGAGCAAGCAUCUCAAGAGUUUUGACCCUUUUCGAGAGCUGAAGGACACGGCCUUGGAAACGUCCCAAGAUGCCCUUGUUAUCCUAGCAAAGUAUCUCCAAAGCACCUCGGAGGAGAAUGGAAAGGCGGUCGACCUUUUUACUGAAUUUGUUCAGAUUUCUCUGUGGGGGAACAAGUGUGACUUGUCCAUCUCAGCAGGCAUUGAGAACUCCCAGAAAAUAAGUCCGUUGUCACAACUAAAAGAGUUAAGAGAUAAGAUUCUUGUGGACGACACUGAAAAACUCUGGCAUGUCUUGGAAAAAGCCAGAGAGCGCAAAGCUGAGAAUGGAAAAGUGCGAUUAGACAUUGUGUUGGACAAUGCGGGCUUUGAGCUGUUUACGGACUUGUGCUUGGCUGAGUUUGCAUUGCAUACUAAUGCUGUGGACACCGUUGUCCUGCAUUACAAAGCAAUGCCCUGGUUUGUGUCCGACGUUGGGCGCAAUGACUUCAUGCACACUCUCAACUUCCUGGAGCACCAUGAGAACAAAGUCUUGCAAAAUCUCAGCAAGACGUGGACAGAGAGACUGCAAACUGGAUCCUGGAUCUUGCAGGGGCAUCUGUUUUGGACAACCCCACAUGAUUACAGUGAGAUGCGGUCUGUUAGUCCCGAGCUGUACUCAGAGUUAUCCAACUCUGAUCUUGUCCUGCUAAAGGGAGAUCUGAACUAUAGGAAGCUGGUGGGAGACCGGCAGUGGGAGCACACGGUCCCCUAUGCAGAGACCCUCUGUGGAUUCCAUCCGGCGCCCCACUGUGCCUUGCGGACCAACAAGGCUGAUGUCAUUGUGGGACUAGAGGAAGGCGUCACUGAACAAAUCGAAGCUGUCGACAAGGACUGGAUGAUUGAUGGGAAAUACGCUGUUAUCCAGUUCUGUGGAGUCAUCCAAAACUAAAGAUCAGAAUGAAUGAAUUUUUAAUAGGUGUAUCUUAUACAUGUACGUGCAAGGAGAAUUUCUAAUUUGUCAAGUUCGAUUUGAUUUUUUAUUAAAAGCUGAACUGGUAAUUUUCAAAUGUCCAAGUAAAUUUUCCUGUGUUUCAAUGAUUUUCUCCAAACAAGCAUGCACGUCAACGUAUUGAAUUAUAAUAAACUAUAGGGGUGUUGGCUAACUCAUGUACAUGUAUUCUUGUUCUGUAGUUGUGGGGACAUACAAUUUUUUUCACCUAUUUUGUGGGGACUGAAUAAUUUUUUGUUCUCCAAACAAAAGAAUUUGUCCCCUUAAUCCAGUGAAGACCUACUAUAGAGAUAUAUAUAAAAACUAGAGCACCGACUCAUGUACAAAGAGAUGCCUGCUGGGUGCAUCCAUGUUUGUGCACAAACCUAUGGAAAACUCCAAAUUUUGCCAUUUGCAUAUCUACAUCUGUAUUGUAAAACAAUACGCCAACAAACGUGAUACAAAAAAAGUAACUAUCAGUAAAUGAGCGUUUCAUUUUGCUCUUCAUAAACAACGUGAACACCUUCAGAUAAUUUUGCCGUAACUUUUUUAAUCAGAUUUUAGAGGUACCCGAUGUGUGUUGCAUUUAGAAUACAGAAAUCGAUAUUCAUUCUUUCCGAAUUUGAAUGUUCUACAAGCACGCACAUUGAUUCAAAAUGUCUGCGCCCGGUACGGCGUCAAAUUUUCUGCUUUGUAUGUUGGUUUCAGAUUUGUAUGAGGUGUGCAUCUAAGAAAUGUAUCAAAAACUCAACUCAACCUUUUGUGGGAUUUUUGUGAGUUUUCUUGUGGUAAUGGUGGAGGGCUUCAGGUGGUAGACUGGUACUGUACUGCCAUCAUGUAUAAUGGCUAAUUCUGCUGGUUUUUAUUGGUUUUUUAAAUGUCUCUACUUUCAAUCAUGAAAGCAGACUUAUACUGCUUUCAGUGUAACUAGGCAGUAUGUUGAUGGGCCCUGGCCACAUCAUCCUACUAAAGUAGGUGCAGAAAUUAUCUGUAAAUACUAAAUGGCAUCUGUGUGAUGUGCUGUAGAAAAACCCUCAGUAAAUUCAAAGUCUUAGUUUUCGUUAUCAAGGUUAACUUGGCCGUCAGGCAAACAUUUAGCACCUUUCUGUUUUCCUGUGGCCAAAGAAAAACACAGCUGCAAGGAAGUAUCUUUUGUUCAUAUAAAUGAAAUAAAAACUUGCAGAAUCAAUCCCAGAACA